Molecule: messenger RNA, 1955 nt
Organism: Amphibalanus amphitrite
Lineage: Eukaryota; Metazoa; Arthropoda; Thecostraca; Balanomorpha; Balanidae
Product: sodium- and chloride-dependent glycine transporter 2-like
Exons: 12
Coding region: 1-1896 (631 amino acids)
Biological process (GO): sodium ion transmembrane transport
Cellular component (GO): membrane
Source: RefSeq, a predicted model, not a curated record
AUGACGGUGACCGAGAGUCCGCCGCAGGCGGAUGUCGAGGAGGGCGCUGCCGCGCUCUACGAGGGGGAUGAGAACCCCGCUCGCGGAAACUGGUCCGGUCGGCUCGACUUCAUGAUGUCCACUCUCGGGUACGCCGUCGGUCUGGGAAACGUGUGGCGCUUUCCGUACCUGUGCUACCAGAACGGCGGCGGCGCCUUCCUGGUGCCCUACUUCAUCAUCCUGCUGCUGCUCGGCAUGCCCUGCUUCCUGCUCGAGCUGGUGGUCGGCCAGUUCAGCGCCAUGUCGCCCAUCGUCGGCUACAGGAACUACGCGCCCGCACUCAAAGGGAUGGGCUUCGCCAUGGUGGUUGCGAAUGCCAUCAGCACUUGCAACUUCACGAUCGUGAUCGCCUGGUGUUUGUACUACAUGUACCUGAGCAUGACGGCCGAGCUGCCCUGGCAACACUGCAACAACGACUUCAAUACACCCGCGUGCUUCAACCGUGUGGAGUACGACCGGUGUCGUACUGAGAACGGCAACAGCAGCUGGUGGGUGUACGGCCACGGCCAGUGCAUCACCAACCGCAGCCUGGCCGACCAGUUGCUGGUCAACGAGACCAUCCGACCCGAGCAGCGCGUGUCAGCUCCUGAGGAGUACCUGGAGCGGGAGGUGCUGAAGCUGAGCAGCGGUAUCGGUCACUUGGGUGACAUCCAGCUGGGCCCGGCAAUAGCCGUCCUCUGCACGUGGCUGGUGGUCUGCGCCACCCUCAGCAAGGGCAUCAAGUCCUCGGGCAAGGUGGUAUACUUUACGGUGAUCUUCCCGUACGUGGUGCUGGUGGUGCUGUUUGCGCGCGGCAUCACCCUGCCGGGCGCCAUGGACGGCGUGCGCUACUACAUGUCACCCGACUUCAGCCGGCUGGGCGACGUGCGCACCUGGGAGCUGGCCGCCUCGCAGACGCUGUUCUCGCUGAGCGCCGGCAGCGGCGGCCUCAUCACGCUGGCCAGCUACAACAGGUUCAACAACAACGUCUUCCGAGACACGCUGGUGGUCUGUAUCGGCAACAGCAUAACCUCCGUGUUCGCCGGCUUUGCCAUCUUCUCGUCGCUGGGCUUCCUGGCACACGAGCUGGGGGUACCCGUCUCAGAGGUGGUCACCAGUGGAUCAGGUCUGGCGUUCGUGGCCUACCCCGAGCUGGUGACCCACCUGCCCGUGUCGCCGCUCUGGGCCUGCCUCUUCUUCCUCAUGUGCUUCACCCUCGGCAUCGACUCGCACUUUGGCGGCGUGGAGAACGUCAUCAGCAGCAUCCUGGACGUGUUCCCUCGGCUGCGCGCCAGGAAAACCUGGGUGGUGGUGGCCGUCUGCGGAGUCCUCUUCUGCGGCUCGCUCGUCAACACCACACAAGGCGGCCGCCACGUGGUCGACCUGCUGGACUACUACAUCGCCGGCCGGCCGGUGCUGCUGUUCUGCUUCCUGGAGCUGAUCCUGCUCUACUACGUGUACGGCUUCGAGCGUCUGCUGGAGCACCUGGAGACGAUGACGGGGUACCGGCCCGGGCCGCGGCUGGCCGCCCACAUCUCCGUCCUGUACGGCACCGUGGCGCCGCUCCUGGUCGGGGUCAUCAUGGUGACCAGCUGGACCAGCUUCCGUCCAUACGAGUCGGGCGGCUACGUGUACCCCUUGUGGGCCAACGUGGUCGGCUGCUCGUUCCUGGCGCUCUGCAUCCUCCCACUGCCCAUCGGAGCCGUCUACAAUGUGGCGGUCGAGCAGAAAGGCUCACUUCUGAACCGGAUUCGCUCGUCGCUGACCCCGACUGAGGAGUGGUUCAGUCACUCCAAACGCAUUAUUAAUCGGCAGCGGCAAGCUAAUACCAAUGGAAGGCGAGACGGCGAUACUUCUACAGAGCACGAACACAAAUGAACACUCGAAUUCUUACAUCCACGACAGUGCUACUUGUUUCACUUGUCUAUUUUGCUACU